GGCAAGAGACAGACAGAAAACAGGGAAAGGGAAAUCAGCAAGGGUAUAUAGAGGCAGAGAGUGAUAAAGUGAGGGUCACACAGGUUUAAAGAGGGACGGCACACAUUUCUGAGACGUCUGGUUCAGGAUGGACACCAUGAUGCUGCAGGAGAAACUGGUGGAGAAACUUCUGUGUCCCCGAACCAGAACCACCAGACAGAAGGACAAGCAGUAUGUUGGCUUCGCUACGCUUCCUAAUCAGGUCCACAGGAAGUCGGUGAAGAAGGGCUUUGACUUCACUCUGAUGGUGGCAGGUGAAUCUGGAUUGGGAAAGUCUACUCUAGUAAACAGCCUCUUCCUCACAGAUCUCUAUAAAGACAGAAAAUUACUAAAUGCUGAAGAGCGUAUUAAUCAGACGGUAGAGAUCACCAAACACACAGUCGACAUCGAGGAGAAAGGAGUCAAACUCAAACUCACCAUUGUGGACACGCCAGGGUUUGGAGACGCAGUCAAUAACAAUGAAUGUUGGAGGCCCAUCACAGACUACAUCGACCAGCAGUUUGAGCAGUACUUCAGAGACGAGAGUGGACUGAACAGAAAGAACAUAUUAGACAACAGAGUGCACUGCUGCCUGUACUUCAUCCCGCCGUUUGGACACGGCAAAGAGCUGAAGGAGUGCACUCCGUUUGCGGUCAUUGGCAGUAAUACAGUGGUGGAGGCCAGAGGUCAAAGGGUCAGAGGUCGUCUUUACCCCUGGGGUAUCGUGGAAGUGGAGAAUCAGUCUCACUGUGAC
This is a messenger RNA of Sinocyclocheilus grahami, 772 nucleotides long. Its product is annotated as septin-5-like. Gene Ontology annotation, molecular function: GTP binding. The transcript has 8 exons. The record is from RefSeq and is a predicted model, not a curated record. The annotation marks the transcript as partial. NCBI's taxonomy places the organism in Eukaryota, Metazoa, Chordata, Actinopteri, Cypriniformes, Cyprinidae.